AUGAAGACCGCUACCGUCGUCACUGUCUUCGGACUCGUUGCCGCCACCAUGGCUAGCCCUCUCAAACGAGAUGUCGAGUGGACUGAAAAAUACGUCAAGCCAGCAGUCGAGGCUCGUGAUGACGUUGUAUGGACUGAGAAGUACGUCAAGCCAGCAGUCGAGGCUCGUGAUGAUGUCGUCUGGACCGAAAAAUACGUCAAGCCAGCAGUCGAGGCUCGUGAUGAUGUCGUCUGGACCGAAAAAUACGUCAAGCCAGCAGUCGAGGCUCGUGAUGAUGUCGUCUGGACCGAAAAAUACGUCAAGCCAGCAGUCGAGGCUCGUGAUGACGUUGUAUGGACUGAGAAGUACGUCAAGCCAGCAGUCGAGGCUCGUGAUGAUGUCGUCUGGACCGAAAAAUACGUCAAGCCAGCAGUCGAGGCUCGUGAUGAUGUUGUAUGGACUGAGAAGUAUGUCAAGCCAGCAGUCGCGGCUCGUGAUGUCGAGUGGACUGAGAAGUACGUCAAGCCAGAGGCUCGUGACGUUGAAUGGACUGAGAAGUAUGUCAAGCCAGCAGUCGAGGCCCGUGAUGUCGAAUGGACUGAGAAGUACGUCAAGCCAGCAGUCGAGGCUCGUGAUGUCGAAUGGACUGAGAAGUACGUCAAGCCAGCAGUCGAGGCUCGUGACGUCGAAUGGACUGAGAAGUACGUCAAGCCAGCAGUCGAGGCUCGUGACGUUGAAUGGACUGAGAAGUAUGUCAAGCCAGCAGUCGAGGCCCGUGAUGUCGAAUGGACUGAGAAGUACGUCAAGCCAGAGGCUCGUGACGUUGAAUGGACUGAGAAGUACGUUGCUUCUGAGUAA
Messenger RNA from Sclerotinia sclerotiorum 1980 UF-70, 837 nucleotides. RefSeq lists its product as hypothetical. The transcript has a single exon. Lineage: Eukaryota; Fungi; Ascomycota; Leotiomycetes; Helotiales; Sclerotiniaceae. Bases 1 to 837 code for a protein of 278 amino acids. The record is from RefSeq and is a predicted model, not a curated record.